This is a messenger RNA of Epithele typhae, 789 nucleotides long. Its product is annotated as ClpP/crotonase. The coding region runs from base 1 to 789 and encodes 262 amino acids. The transcript has 8 exons. Gene Ontology annotation, molecular function: delta(3,5)-delta(2,4)-dienoyl-CoA isomerase activity. The record is from RefSeq and is a predicted model, not a curated record. NCBI's taxonomy places the organism in Eukaryota, Fungi, Basidiomycota, Agaricomycetes, Polyporales, Epitheliaceae. Gene Ontology annotation, cellular component: mitochondrion.
AUGGCCGAAUCUACCCCGUACAAUCACUUCUCCGGAACUUUCGUCAAGGUCUCGUCGCCGACCCCUUAUGUUGCGCUGGUCGAGCUUUCUCGUGCUCCGGUGAAUGCGUUUCAUGAGCCAUUCUGGGUUGAGAUGGGCAAGAUCUUCGACAAACUUGGAGAAGAGCCCACUGUCCGCGCUGUUGUCCUCGCCUCUGCGAUCCCCAAGCUGUUCUCUGCGGGCAUUGACUUUUCCGCGCUCAGUCUAGGCGUCCAUCUCUGCCAUCGAGCGCUGCCCGCACCCCGUCGUCGGUGCGCGCACGGCGUGGCAUACGGGCUCUCCAUCGACAUCCUCUCCGCGUGUGACAUCCGCUACGCCGCCGAAAACGCGCGCUUCUCCAUCAAAGAGGUCGACGUCGGGCUCGCGGCGGACAUCGGCACGCUCGCGCGCGUGCCCAAGGUGACGGGGAACGCGAGCUUCGUCAACGAGCUCGCGCUCACCGGACGCGACUUCUCCGCCGCGGAAGCGCUCCAGUGCGGCCUCGUGUCGAAGGUGGUGCCGGGCUCGCGCGACGAGGUCGUCGCCGCGGCGCUGGCCACCGCGACGCUGAUCGCGUCGAAGUCGCCUGUCGCGGCGCGCGGGACGAAGCGCGUGCUCUUGCACGCGCGCGACCACUCGGUGGAGGAGAACUUGCAUUACGUGGCGGUGUGGAACAGCGCGAUGCUGCAGACGCAGGACCUCAUGGACUCCAUCAAGGCUGCGCGGACGAAGUCGAAAGCCAAGUUUGCUCCUCUUGCGGCUAAGCUGUGA